GAAUGAUAGGUACAUAAAUAAACUUUAUAAUACCUAGUAAAAUUUGUUACCAAUUAAUAUUUAUUUUAUUUUAUAGGUUGAGCUAGGUAUUAACUUUUAGUCCAUAGUGUACUUAAUUUCCCAUGUAUACAUAAUUCUAAUCUAAAUUACCGGCUUAGAUUCUUCGUUCAUUUAAACAACUGAAUAUAACUGAAGCCACAUUGGAAAAUACAAUGUGUGAAGAUGAAUGGUUGGAUAUUGAACGACGGUUUGAAAAAGAAGGUAUUGACUAUAGACGUUUGAAGACUGAGGAGAAAUUGAUACAUGUUUGGAGAUGGUUAGUUGAUGCCGAUAUCAAUUUACAGAAUGCAAGGAAAAUGAUUGAAAAACUACGUUUAAAGCAGAAUGAAGAGUUGGAGGAUAUGGAAAAUUACAUGGUUCAUAUACGAGUACUUGCUGAUAAACGAAUUGAUGAUAUGGAAAAAACUAUGUCCAUUUUUGCUGAGCAAGUUGCAAGACUUGAAUGCGAAUUAAAUGGUUUAGAAUCGAUAGAUGGUGAUAAUGUCUGUGACAAGGUUUCAAAUUUGAUUCAUGGUUACACAUCCCUAGUGAAUGAAGUAAAUAUAUUAAAACAAUUUAAAAGUUUUGAUGUAAAUGGAAUUCGUAAAGAAUCCGAUGAUGUUCUAAUAAUUGAAAUGAUUAAAAUUUCGGCUGAAAAAGAAUCCUUAAAAAAACAAGUUAAAGAAUUGGAAGAUCGAAUAAGUGUUUAUGAAAUGACUAAAGCAGAAUAUAAUACCCAACUAAUAUCUACGGAGCUAUCAGAAAGUUCAAACAAAAUUGAUGGGAAAGAUUCUUUAUUGGAUAAUUCAAUAUCUUGGAACAGAAAUAUAACAAAUGAUGACACAUCAAGUAUAAGUAUCCAAUUAUUCAGUGAUAAAACAAAAUCAGCAAGCAAUUUUUGUAAUGAUUUUUUUAAUUGUGCACAAGAAAAGAUUGAUGAUCAAAAACAAAAUGUUAAUGAAAUAACAAGAACUUUUGGGCCAGAAUCAACACCGCCAAGUUUAUUAUCUAGUGACUUAGCGACUCCACGACAAAUUUCAACUAUUAUAACAGAUGGGAUGUUGAAUAACCAAUCAGAUGAACUAAAAAAAAUUAAAGUGGAGUUAGAGGCGCACAAGACUUUGGUGUCAUCCCUUGGUGAGAAAUACAAUGCACUAGCACUCAAACAUUUACAGUACAAAUCAAAAAGAAAAAUGCAAAUCGAAGCUUUAAAAGGUAAUUUGGAAGCAGGUCAGUGUCAAAUGGAAUCUCUUAAGACUCAAUUAAGCAUACAAAAACGCAGAUUAAGAACAGAAGAAGAGUUCCGAAAACAAGUUGAAACAGAUUACAGAUCUUUGCAAGAAGAAAAACGCAAUAUUGAUUUUCGAAUUGCAAUGUCAGAGAAUGAGCUACGAAAUAUGGCAAGACACCUUAGCGUAUUACAUAAAAAAGUGGCUAUGUUAGAGAGUGCUAACGCUGAUUUAUUGUCAAAACAUUUACAAAUUGUUUAUAAAAAUUCCCGUAUACCAAAAAGCACUACAUGUGAUUGCAUUUUAACUGCUAUGUCUGAUGACAAAUAAAACUUCCUAAAUAUAACAUUUUCUGUCUAAUGUAAUUCUUUAAUUUUACAAAUAAUUUAUAAGAAGUACAGAGAAAACACUUUUUGACUAUUUUUAAAAUAAUUUGUCUUUCAUUAUUAUAUUUAAUCAAUUUUAUUCCAUUACACUCUUCAGAAUAAUAAUCAAUUGAAAAUUAAAUUAUUUA
Molecule: messenger RNA, 1782 nt
Organism: Myzus persicae (green peach aphid)
Lineage: Eukaryota; Metazoa; Arthropoda; Insecta; Hemiptera; Aphididae
Product: cytadherence high molecular weight protein 2-like
Exons: 12
Coding region: 213-1598 (461 amino acids)
Source: RefSeq, a predicted model, not a curated record